AUGAAAACUGCAGUUGAGACAGAUCUUCAUGCUUUGCUAUUUGAAUAUUAUGAACAACUGAGACACAGUGAAGGGCUCGCCGAGGCGUUUCGGAAACGCGCCUGGGAGCCUGUGGAUCUUGUGCUGGACUGUAUUGGGGGCCAGACACUGCGGCAGGCGUAUGAUCCCGCUGUUGUCAGGGAUGGCGGGAUUAUUAUUAGUGUUGCGCAGCCUGUUCCUGAGCAGGAGCCCGAGUGGGCGGGGGUCAGGGAUGCGAUUGCGCAGAGGGGGCUGAGGAGUCGGUUUUUCAUUGUUCGGCCGGUCGGGGAGCAGUUGGAGAAGAUUUCGUUGCUGGUGGAGAAGGGGGAGUUGAAGGCGUUUGUGGAGAAGGAGAUGGAGCUGUAUCAGGGGCGAGAGGCGAUGGAGUUGGUGGAGAGCAGGAGAUCGAGGGGCAAAGUGGUUUUGAGGGUCAAUUGUUACGAUAGGUAGGCGUGCUUGGGUUGGUUUUGGCAUACAGUACAUGGGAGAGGGCGGGGGGAAGCUGUCAUCGUGAAAUAACGGAAAUGAAAGAAUGCUGUAUGUCGGUUUAAAGCCAUAGCUAUGUCUGAGCAAUGUCAACUUGACUCUAAUCAUCACACAUCAUCUAUAGAGGAUGAACAGCGUUGGGGAUUGUACGAGGCCAGAUGGAGGGAGACAUGGUAACAAUAAUAGUAACAAUAGAAUAAAAGGGAGGACUAAAUACUAAAUAUAAAUAACAUCGAGGGGGAUAGAAAAAAAAGGCUUAUGACAGAAGACAUGAUAGCAGCAAACUAAAGAAAAAGGGAAUAGAGCACACAGGAUGACGAAGAAAUAGACAAGGAAAAGAACCACGCUAGAUAUAACCUAUUCAUUUCAAUCCCAACAGUUUCAAGCCCCAUUUGAGGUUCUCGUACAUAGAUAGCUCAUUUCCUCGCUCUUCCAGAAGGCCCGCUUGGGCGUGUAAAGAAAUAACCCCAUGAUUCGUCUGAGGUAAAAAAGCACGGAUAAAG
This is a messenger RNA of Blastomyces gilchristii SLH14081, 1007 nucleotides long. RefSeq lists its product as uncharacterized. The record is from RefSeq and is a predicted model, not a curated record. The coding region runs from base 1 to 468 and encodes 155 amino acids. The transcript is spliced from 2 exons. NCBI's taxonomy places the organism in Eukaryota, Fungi, Ascomycota, Eurotiomycetes, Onygenales, Ajellomycetaceae.